GCGUCAGCUCAACAAUCAGCUGCCAAAGCUAAAUGUUCUUUUCCUUUCUCAGUUUUGGUUUUUUUCUGACGGAAAUUCAUUGCAAUAACAAUAAUUAUUACGUCACGACAACGAUACAAAUGCCUGCUUCAAUUUUACAUAAAAAUAAAGGAAUCUCCUAAAUAUGUCUUCAUUCGUUACCCAUCGAAACGAUAGUUCCGUAAAUGUGGAAGAUACAAGUUCAAAAGAUGGUGUUACUUAUUACAAAAUCAGUGUUAGAGUAGGCUCUGUUUACUGGAACGUGUCGCAUCGGUACAAUGACUUUGUGGAACUGCACGAAAAGUUGGUUUCAAACCAUGGAGUCGCAAGGGAAUUGCUCCCGCCAAAGAAGGUCAUAAGAAAUAAAACUCCCAAAUUUGUUGAACAGAGACGGGAAGGCCUGAACGAUUAUCUCAAAAAUGUAUUUAACUACUUGCGGCUGUCGAUGCCUUAUGAAUUCGCCCACUUUUUGGAUUUCCAUUUGUAUGAUAUAUUCUUUUUGUUGCAAGACUUAGCAAAGACUUUGUAUUUGGAAGGAGAUUCCUUACUGGAGAGUGCAAACGCUCAUGUUUUCUAUCCCAUGGAGCUUCAUGCAAUAAGUGAGAGACUCAAAAUGGCGUGCCCGCCGACUGAAAAAGUUGACCAAAUGUAUGACUUCAGUCACAUAUUAGAUUUCUGUUCUCAACUCCGAUCUCUGAGCAUCGAAGGCAGCUAUGAGAAGCUGGGGACAAGUAAUAUUAUACCAAAUAACCUGCAGUUUGAUAUGACUCCGUUCAAAUCGUUGAUGGAAUUGAAGAUUCUUGGGGUACCAAUGGCAUGCAUCCAGAGUGUUGGCACCCUCCGCGACACCCUGAUGACCCUGUCAGUAUUGAUAGCUAGUGUGGUGUCUAUGAACGAGUUCCUGCUUGUCGACAUCUUGCACAAGGAUCAGGAUAGCAUUGCCGAUACUGUUAAAUGGAAGAAACUCUCUGUCAUAAACUUCGCGAGCAACAACAUAAAGCAAGUCGACUGGGCCAUCAAACUUGUACCCCGACUCCAACACCUCAGCCUUUCGUCCAACAAGCUCACGGAACUCUGCGACAUAUCCUCCCUUCACGAACUGAGGGUUCUCAAUCUGUCCAUGAACAAGUUCGCAGCGUGCGAGAACUGGCAUGCAAAAAUAGGCAACAUAGUCAAAAUCGACUUAUCACAAAACCAAGUUGAAACAUUACAAGGUUUCUCGAGAUUGUACUCUCUCGAAAGUCUAGACUUGAGCUGCAAUCUUAUACAUGAUGUGGAAGAAGUACAACAUAUUUGUAAGUUACCUUGUCUAGAAUAUCUAUGGUUGACAGCUAACCCUGUGGCGUCGUCCAUAGAUUAUAGAGUCAAGGUCAUAGAGCAGUUUGAUAAUAGAAUGGGCGAAUUGUGUCUUGACAAUGAGAAAGCGUCUGAGAAAGAGUUGGACAAAGCGAGAGUGUUACAAGCUCUGCGUGUUGUUAGAGAAGGUAAAACGCCUAGUUUCUUGGAAAACAACAAUACGAGUCAUAGCUUUAAUAAGAGUUGACAAUCUAUGUAAGUAUUUAACUAAUAUUAAGUGGAGACUGCACUAAGUGCUUUGAAAUUCGAGGGCCCACUAAUUAUUAAGAUGUCCAUUUUGUGGUUUUUAAAUUAGUGUCCUUGAAAUAAAACAAUGGAUUAUAUUUAUUUGUAUAAUUUUUAAAUAUAUUUUAUUUCUAUUUUUAGUCAUAACUUAGUGUUGCUUUGAUAAAUAAAAUCAGAGCAUGUAUAUAAUAUGAAUUUUAUUGAUGUCUAUUUAAACUUUUUGUGAUAUAUAAUUGUUAUAUUUUAUUGACUUAUUAUUUGUAUAUAACGUAAGGGAGUUUAUACACGCACGACAUAAAAGCUAUUGUUGUUUUCAAUGUGAUUGACUGAACGACUUAGUUUUUGAUAAUGAAAUAAAUGUUAAUAAUUUAUUAGAAAAUAAGUAGAAUUAAUUUAAACGGUUUUUCUUCAAAUAAUUUACUG
Molecule: messenger RNA, 2022 nt
Organism: Amyelois transitella
Lineage: Eukaryota; Metazoa; Arthropoda; Insecta; Lepidoptera; Pyralidae
Product: nischarin
Exons: 4
Coding region: 164-1561 (465 amino acids)
Cellular component (GO): cytoplasm
Molecular function (GO): protein kinase binding; phosphatidylinositol binding
Source: RefSeq, a predicted model, not a curated record